CCCCUGACAUGUGUCAGUUGUAUUACAUAAACAGGGAUACAUUGUUCUCCUACCACAAAGCUUCCGAAUUGUUCUUACAGAGGCUGGUUUCUCUGUAUGUUGCAUCACAUUAUAAAAACACACCUAACGACUUGCAAAUGAUGUCUGACGCACCUGCGCAUCAUCUAUUUUGUCUUUUAGGGCCUGUGGAUACUAAUAAAAAGACUUUACCGGAAAUACUAGUCGUUCUUCAAAUUUGCUUAGAAGGUGAAGUCAGUAAAAGUAGCGUGAGUGAAGGUCUCUCGCGAGGUCGCAGAGCAUCCGGCGAUUUGAUACCAUGGACAAUUGCUCAGCAAUACCAAGAUGAAGAUUUCCCAGUAUUAGCUGGUGCGCGCAUUGUUCGUAUUGCCACGCAUCCAGAUUAUCACAGAAUGGGAUACGGCAGUCGCGCAUUGCUGCUAUUGAAGCAAUAUUACGAGAUGCAACAACCUAAUAUCAACGAAGAUGUUGCGCAAGAGCCAAUAGCAGAAAUCAAGAAUGUUCCCGACGAGGCUGUCGGUUUACUAGAGGAAACGAUUGAACCCCGCAGUUCGCUACCGCCAUUGUUAUUGAAGUUAAGCGAGCGACCUCCGGAACAACUGGAUUACAUCGGUGUAUCGUUCGGGAUUACGGAGCAACUGCUAAAGUUCUGGAAACGAGCUGGUUUCGUACCCGUGUAUUUAAGGCAAACGGCGAAUGACAUAACGGGAGAGCAUACGUGCAUCAUGCUCUACAGAACUCACGGAGAAUUUACCACUUCUGAUUGGUUGCGCGAUUACUGGAGCGAUUUCCGCCGGAGAUUCUUGAGUCUGCUUUCUUAUGCAUUUAACACGUACGCAGCGUCACUUGCAUUAAGCAUACUCGUUAACAAAAUACAACUGAAAUCUGUCACACUGAACAAAGAAUUGUUGGACGUUUACUUUACAUCGUACGAUCUGAAGCGUUUACAAAUGUAUAGUAAUAAUAUGACGGAUUAUCACUUAAUCAUGGAUUUAUUGCCCUCGUUAGGUCGCCUAUACUUCUUAAAUAUGAUGGGCGAUACUCAUUUCUCUGCAGCGCAAUCGGCAAUCCUGUUAGGCUUAGGUUUGCAACACAAAACUGUCGACAAACUGGCAGAAGAGUUGAAUUUACCUUCUUCACAGUUGCUCGGUCUGUUCAAUCGUACUGUACGUAAGUCAACGCAGUACUUGCAUAGCAUCGCAGAAAAACAUUUGGAAAACAUUAUGAUGACUAAAAAAUCGUCGGUGAACAGCCAAGUAAAAGUGGAUCCUUCAGGUGCACAAAAUCUGCAUGAAGAAUUAGAGAGCGCAGCUAAGGAAUUGAAGAUCAAACAAAAAGAAGAAUUGGAGAAAUUAAGAAAAGAAAAUCUUGAGCAGUACGCUAUUAAGGGCUCAGAGGCGGAGUGGACCAGCACGUUAUCUGGUAAACAGAGUAAAAAUCUCGUCUCUAUCAAGACCGGCGAGAAAAGGCCGACCGAAGACAGCGUACACGAGAAAAAAACCAAGAAGAAGAAAAAGAGAUUUUCUUCAAAUAUGUAACUUCUUGUUUGAAUCUACAAUAUUUGAACAUGAUACUGACUUGACUUUGA
Molecule: messenger RNA, 1606 nt
Organism: Dinoponera quadriceps
Lineage: Eukaryota; Metazoa; Arthropoda; Insecta; Hymenoptera; Formicidae
Product: N-acetyltransferase 10-like
Exons: 10
Coding region: 9-1556 (515 amino acids)
Biological process (GO): rRNA acetylation involved in maturation of SSU-rRNA
Cellular component (GO): nucleolus; 90S preribosome
Molecular function (GO): tRNA binding; 18S rRNA cytidine N-acetyltransferase activity
Source: RefSeq, a predicted model, not a curated record